AGUAUUUGCAUUACCUGCAUCGCCAGCCAUGCGAAUUAUAUGUUUUGAGUGCAAUUCGUCGCAGUUUUAAGCGGAUCCUAGAAAAAUUAUGUGAUUCUUAUUGUGCUGUGAAUAAAUUUCGGGAAGCAACUGCAGGAAAAGCUCUAUCGCGUGUCGUACGCGUAGAGAGAGAUAACGAUUCUCCGUUAAGAGAAGCAAGUAAAAAUGGAGGGCGAUCGAUUAACCGGCCCAGAUAAAAAGGAAGAUGAGAAUGUUGAGGCUAAAUCUAAGGAAAUUCUGGGCUUAACCACCACAGCAGCUCUGGACACAUUACAUCGUGAUGUCAAACGUGUUCUGCAGGAGUAUCAAGAGGAUUACAGGAGAAAUAAGAAGUACAGAGCUUGGUUGAAGGACACUUUACAUCAUCGCAGCCAAUACACGACGCUUUGCUGGACCUCGGCGAUCGCUCUAUUAAUUAAUGCAGUUAUCCUUAUUGUCACAUUCUUCGUACUCAAUGAAACAUGGUAUUCUACACUGCCCUAUGAUGGACUGAUAAUCUGUUGUUUAGUAGUAUUGAAUUUUAUUUUAGUGGUGUCGGAUAACAGAUUACGACACAAGGAGAUUCCUCAUAGAGUAAAGAUUCUUCUCGACCAACUCGACGUUGCGCGUGCAACGUGUCGAUGGAAACCGAAGAACUAUCCGCAAUUAUGCGGUCCGCAAUCUCCCUGCUUGACUCUGCAAUGGACAUAUCGUGACGGCGAAAUAGUCAAUUUGCCGUGGGCGCUGCUGGUGGCCGGUGACAUAAUCGUGAUGAAGCCCGGCCAGCAAGCGCCCGGAUAUUGCGUGCCGUAUGAUGAUCCGGAAGCGCCGGUUCUGCACGCCAGAGAGGCUUACACUCCGCAGGUGCACAGCGCCACCGACAUCUUCUCCACGCCGCAGGCACGCGUGCCCCUGAAGAACAAGAUCUACAAGCUCCAGGAGACGCCGUACUUGAUGAACCUGCGAAUGGCGUUGGACCAGGCGCUCGACCGGCCGGUCACCUAUCACAAUCGCAAGCGGCACCUGCUGAUGAUCUGCUGCAUCGAGCAUCUGGCUUAUCCGAUACUCCUGAUCGUCGUUCUUGUGGUCAAUCUACUUCGCUACUUGUAUCUGGCGGAUUACUUCAGUACCGGUCACUGGAGCGAGAUGUUCCUGCUGCAGCCGAUCGCUGUGAGCCUCCCGUUGCUGCCGCUGGUGUUCCCCGUCUGCUGGAUAUUUCUCAAUUGCUUCGGCAUGGCUCGCUUCAAGGCGUUGUUCAAGCUUUACUUAUCUGCGAAGAAGCUACAGUUUGUAGAUCCUUUCGAGGACGCGGAUAUCAGUGGUCCCAGUCAUCCGGAUGUAGUGUACAACUGGCUUGAACUCAAGGAUUAUUUUUUCGACAUUCUUUCUGGCAAAGAACACAUGAUGUCGAGAUCUGCAAGCAUUCUGCACGUUUUGGGUUCUGUCACUGCAUUGUGCUGCGUCGACAAGAAGGGAAUUCUCUCGUGGCCUAAUCCUACAGCGGAGAAAGUGUUCUUCCUGCGUAACGCUAAUAACACCUUGUCGCCGAGUUCCAGCACCGGCAGCGUGGACAAAACAGCUGACAAGAACCCGGAGUCGGAAAAGUCGAAGGCGAACUCCAACAGAACGUCCUACGUGCAACAUGAUAUGUCGCACUCCACUGCCGAAGUGUUGGAUCUCACUCACGAUCAUGCGCUGCCGUUCCGGCUGCAAUUCGACGAUCACUCGUGGCGGCAACACCUCAACUCUCUCAAGCCGCUCGGUCUGACGAUCCUUCUCAAUACAUGCAACAUGGAGACGCAGGAGCACUACAUGCAGUUCUGCUGUCACGUCACCUGCGAGGCACUCUACAACGAGAAUCUGGUCCCGGUAACAAACAGACGAUGUUUGUGCGAAUUGGCGAAGCAGAUCGGCUUUCAGGAUCAGGCGCAGAAGAUCUUUCAAUUGGAGCAGCAGUUAUCUACAUUUAGACAUGUUCAACCGGAAAUGGUCAGGCGGGACAUAAAGUUCGCGCGGUCGCUGAGCAUCGCGACCAAGUUGAAGUUCCCGUUUCCUCACAUGGUGGCCGUGGUCGUCAAGGAGCGCAGCGGCGGCGGUCUGCAACUAUUAACGCAGGGAACGGCCGACAUAAUCCUGGAUUCGUGCAUCGAGUACUGGGACGGUCACGAUCUUUGUCCUCUUUCCGCAUCGGACAGGAAAAAGGUUCAAGACUUCUAUCAGAGAACGAGCCUGACUUCGUACUGCACCGCGUUCGCGUAUCGACCAUUGACACGCGCCAUCAGGGACAAGAUGUCCGAGAUAUAUCUGGAGCUUCCGGCGGACAGCAAGCAUCUGUACACGCCGCACAGGAGCCCGACCCCCUUGCCCUGGGACUUCAGAAACGUUCUUGAUCCCAGAGUGCGAGGGAUACUCGGACAGUUUCAUUCGACAGAUUCUUUAUUGUGCAAUGAUAAUAAAGACGACGACGUCAGCGAUGUCGAAGGCUGUUUUGAAGUUCAGUGCAAUCAAGUUUUCAUCGGGAUGGUCACCAUGCAAUACCAGGCGCAAACGGAUAUGGUACAGUUGAUCGAACAGCUGGACAGAGCGUGCAUAAGGUUCGUUCACUUCAGCAAGGAGAACGAGCUGCGCUCGCGCGUCUUCUCGGAGAAGAUGGGCCUGGAGAGCGGCUGGAACUGCCACAUCUCGCUGCUCAGCGAGGGUGCCAGGUCCGAGAGUCCAGUGGGUUGGUGGGUGAGCCAGGCGGCAGCCAUGUCCUCACCCACUCCCUCACCCACGGCCCAAUCUCAUCAGCCUAAUUACUACUCCUGCAUGGACGAGGCCAGCCACUUGCUUAAUCGUGUCUUACCUCGCACCAAUUUGAACAACAGCCGGGCGAUGAGCAUGUCGGCGCCCAGCGCCAUCAACACGGACUUCGCGACGGUGAAGUUUGACGACGAGACCACCGAAUGGAACAACACCGUCGGGACUUCCCAGGCCAAGAGCGCCAUGAGUCACAGAGAGCAGGAUACGGUAAGGAGCGAGGAUAGCGUCCUGGUGCAAAGCGUCGAUCUCGGAUCGGGUCAGGAAGCCUGGAGGUCCUUGAGCUGCCUCACCGAUAGCACCGAGCAAAGUGCGCCGGUCAACUUCGACUUAUCAAAUAGGGCCAAAUUGCCAAGAGGAAUAGACAAGAUACGCCCGCAUAUCGAACUCAUAGACAACGUCCCGCUACUCGUGUCGCUGUUCACCGACUGCAACACCACGGUGACUCGGGAGAUGCUGCACAUCAUGCAGGACUACGGCGAAGUGGUGUGCGUGCUCGGCUCGUCCGCCAACGCUGAGAAUAUGCCGAUCUUCAUGCAGGCCGACGCCGGAGUCGCGGUGGAACCGCUUUACCCACAAGUAUGCCAGAAAAUGCCGGUAUUGGUGCCCACCACGGAGGAUCAAGGCAUCUCUCCCGUCGAUCUCAGCCGUGCGCUGAACUCCGUCGCGUGCUCGUUGAGCGUGAAACGUGAGGAUCCUGUGGCGAUCUUCCGUCUUAUCAUGGAGGCUCGUCAUUACAUGAAUAGUCUAUCGAACACCAUGCAAUUCUGGCUGUGCUGCUCAGCUACGGUCGCGUUCACGAGCCUAUUGCCGGCAUUCUUAAUGCUGCCGCCGCUGUUCUCCAUCGAGCAGGCGCUCUGGCUGGCGUGCUUGAUAAUUCCCACGCUAUCGGUGCCUCUGACCGUCACGCCGAUAGACCCGACGAUAAUGCAACGCGCGACCGGAAAAAAUCUGUGCACAGUCAACGGAGAGGUCGCGUUGUUCGUUCUGUGGUGCUACGGCGGCAAGUUCCUGCCGACGGUGAUCACGGUGAUCCUAUCGUAUUUCGUCUCGUUUCUAACGCUUUGCCCUUUCUACGCACCAAACUCCAAGUGCCUGUACAUAUAUCCGGAAAUGAAGAACACAUCUUGGGGCGGCUGGGACAACAAGCCAAUUGUCUUCCUGGUCGUGCAGCAUUUCGCUCUCACCCUUCUGGUUCUGCAUCUUGUUACGAUAUCUGCCGGUUUUGUGCACAGAGAAUACUCGAUAUGGAGGAAAAAUCCUAUGACGAAUUGCACCUGGUGCAUCGCCGUAUUUAUCGUACUGUGCGUGCAAGCGGCAUUCUCCGGCAUGGCGUUCCGCAGAUUUUGGAUAGAAGAGGGCAAGAAAAUCGACAACUUUCCGAUGCACGUGCCGCUGUUCUUUCUGCUCUCCGUGCCGCUGACUUUCAUCAUUAACGAGCUGAUAAAAUGGCAAGAGAUUAAAGUGAACGUUAGAUACCAAAAGAGGGCACGUCUGGAAUUCGGCACGAAACUGGGAAUGAACUCGCCGUUUUAAUUUAGCUCGCAGCACUCGUUUUUCGACGUCUUCAAAGUAUCAAAUGUGUUUUGUGAAAACAAAAAUACGGGUAUAUACGUUAAGUGUUACAUUAUUAAGUAUUGACGUACUGACUAUAAUCGAUUCAGUUGCUGCAAGAGCUUGAAAAGGAAAAGGAGAGUUCGAAGGAGUUUUAAGGGAAAGAAACUCGUGCCAGUUACAGCGCCAAAUAUUGCCAAACAAUAGAUUCCGGACGGAACGCCGGUAUUUUUCUAUAGCCACGCGCGUAUUUACAUUUUACGAUGGACGGACAGAGUCAUCGAUCACGAGCUUAAACAUUCGCUGUGUGUGAAAAUCUUCACGCGAUACACAUUUCGCGAAACCGUUUCACUCGUGCGACGCGGUUUCCUCGACAGCGAGUCAUUCACAUACAAGAAUCGUCGGGCCGCAUUAUUUUUCUCGCUCCCGAUUCUGUCACAAUUCAAGAUGUCCGAUUGAGAUAUCGUCGAUUCUUAACGUUCAGACACAAAUAAUUUUGCAAUUAUUGUUGAAAAUUGUUUCGUAGAUUUUUUUUUUUAAUUCUAAACAGCAAUGCGAGUAAGUACCUGAUGAGUCCGGGACAUCUUGUAUUCGACGUUUAGUGCUAUCUAGAAUACUUGUACAUAAAGAUGUUCCUAUCGAUAGAGCGAUUUGUUUGCGCCGGUUAGAGAUUUAGCGGGAAUUUUAGCGCGAAUUAAACGUAUUCUGCGAGAUCGUGUCUAUAUGUCUGCACUGGUGCACCCGUUGAAAUUCGUGCCCUAUCAAGCAGGAGUCUCGCCGAGUCUUACUUUGGUUGUGAAAAAUAGCGCUCAGUCUUAGACGAUUUCCCCACCGACGAAGUGGAGUACGACGAUUUUCGGUAUUUUCCGAAAAUACGAUUUUAAACGGUAUUCCGCUCUCGAGUAGCGAAUUUAUUUUAUUAAUGAAUUUUUAUUCAUAUGUAAUGUAUCCUGAUUAGUUCUAGAUUUAGUUCUCUGCAAUAGAGUGGAUCUUUUUUUAAGGCGGUAAUAAAAUCUUCGUUUAAGCAA
Molecule: messenger RNA, 5399 nt
Organism: Linepithema humile (Argentine ant)
Lineage: Eukaryota; Metazoa; Arthropoda; Insecta; Hymenoptera; Formicidae
Product: transmembrane protein 94-like protein l(2)k05819
Molecular function (GO): nucleotide binding
Source: RefSeq, a predicted model, not a curated record